This is a messenger RNA of Anopheles maculipalpis, 4372 nucleotides long. It is a transcript of the gene MED23, whose product is annotated as mediator of RNA polymerase II transcription subunit 23. The record is from RefSeq and is a predicted model, not a curated record. NCBI's taxonomy places the organism in Eukaryota, Metazoa, Arthropoda, Insecta, Diptera, Culicidae. The transcript is spliced from 7 exons. Bases 68 to 4372 code for a protein of 1434 amino acids. Gene Ontology annotation, biological process: regulation of transcription by RNA polymerase II; positive regulation of gene expression. Gene Ontology annotation, cellular component: transcription regulator complex; mediator complex.
AAGCGGUGCGUGAAAAUUGAACGUUUGCGUGUGAAAUAGUAUGUUUGCUGUGUAAAACUGUGCAAAAAUGUCUGCAGAACUUCGAAUUGUAAAGCUUUUUGAGGAAGUAUUGGAGGAUAAAAACAUUGUCCCAAGCUUCGAUGAGGAGGAACAGCGUAAAAAGACCGAGGAGGGUUACAAGAAAAUCGGUACCCUGUUCGGUGCGAUGACACCGGAAGUGAAGGAAGCAUCGAUCCGUAGCUACCUUGGCUACGUGGCCACCGUAAACCACCAGAACCGGGUGCACAACUAUCUGCAGGUGAUGAACCGCAUGGUGGCAUUGAACAUCAUCCCCGCCAAACUGUUGUGCGAUCAGCUGAUGUGCUCGGAAAAGCUGGUGUACAAAAAUCCAUGCUUCUGGAUCGAAGCAUUCCGACUGAUCCGGAAAGUGAUCGGUGGGGUCGACUACAAAGGGGUGCGGGAAAUCAUGAAGUGCUGCAAAGAGAAGGCACUUUCGUUUCCGGCCAACGUGAGCGUUAACAUACUGCCGCAGCUGCUCGAGUUAAUCGAACUGAUCGAACAUAUCUUCAACCGAAACGCAUGCUUACUGCCGGCGUACUUUAUCAUAAAUGAGAUCAAGAAAACCGACUACCAAAACAUGCACUGGCGUGUAUCGAAUCUGACGGCAAAUUUUAUCGAAGAGUUUGUAUCGGUCGCACAGAUGCUGUCGAUUAUUGGCCACUCGUCAAUGCUUCCGAUUGUGGAACAUUCGUCGUACGCGGAUAAUCUUAUCAUACCGUGGAAGCUGGAUCCGGACACGCUGAAGCUUUCGCUCCGCGGCAAUCUACCGUACGAUGAGGAACUGCUGCAACCCCAGGCCCGUCUGCUGCGGUUCGUACUGCAGCAGCCCUAUUCACGCGAUAUGGUCUGCUCGAUGCUAAACUUCCAAAAGCAGCAGAAACAAAAGUGUGCCGCACUGGAGGAGCAGCUCGUUUGGUUGGUGCUGAACGCGAUGGAAUACUCGGAAAAGGAGGGAGCGACGGGUCCGAAUGUGGCCAACAGCGAGCACGAUAACGAUCAAAGCCACACGCAGUGGGUUUGGCUGCACCUUAGCUCGCAGCUGAUCUACUUCGUGCUGUUUCAGUUCGCGACGUUUCAGAACAUUGUGAACGCGCUGCACGAAAAGCUGGCGGUGCGUAAUUUACGCCGCGGUCGGGACCAUUUAAUGUGGGUAUUUUUGCAGUACAUUUCGGGUAGCAUCCAGAAGCACUCCAUACUGAACUUUUUGCCGAUACUGAAGCUGUACGAUAUACUGUACCCGGAGAAGGAACCGUUACCGGUACCGGAUAAUAAUAAUCCCAACUGUACGCAUCAGAUGGCACCGACCUGCAUCUGGAUCCAUCUGAUGAAGCGUGCCCAGACGGAGAAUUACAAUAUUAAUCGACCGGUACCGAUUGCGCUACGGUUACACUUUGAGUAUUUGCAACAUCUCGCCAUGCCGAGCAACAAUCCGACACUAUUUAUGGGAUCGGAGUAUCGGUUUGCGUUGCUAUGCAACGCAUACUCCACCCAGACGGACUAUUUUUCGCGCCCGAUGCAAGCGUUGAUCGAUACGAUAUUGGGCAACAGUAAGAACCCGCAGGCUAGUAUGGUUGGUGGUGGCGUACAGUCUCUUCCGACGGCUCCACUCUCAAUGCGCGUGCUGGACAGUUUAACCAUACAUAGCAAGAUGUCGUUGAUACACAGUAUUGUUAUGCACAUGAUCAAACAAGCACAGAACAAAAGCUCGAUCCCGAACGGGAACAACAUGGCACCGGCCCUCGUGGAAACGUACUCACGGCUGCUGGUGUACACCGAGAUCGAGUCGCUUGGCAUAAAAGGAUUCUUGGGACAGUUACUGCCGCAGGUAUUUAAAUCACAAGCCUGGGGCAUACUUUACACACUGCUGGAGAUGUUCUCCUAUCGGAUGCAUCACAUCCAUUCGCAUUAUCGGGUGCAGCUGUUGACGCAUCUACAUUCAUUGGCCUCAGUGCCGCACACGAAUCAAAUGCAGCUUCACUCCUGCGUUGAAUCGACCGCCCUCCGUCUCAUCAUUGGGCUCGGUUCGGUAGAAGUACAGGCCCAACUCUCCCGCUAUCUAAGCGAACCGAAACCACCGGGCAACAUUGUAUCAGCCGAAAGUGAGGAACUUAACCGUGCGCUCGUACUAACGCUGGCCCGCUCGAUGCACAUCACCGGCACCGGAAACGAUCCACAGUCGAGCGCUUGGUGUAAGGAUUUGCUGCAGAACAUAAUGCUCAAUACGCCCCAUGCCUGGCCCCAGCAUACUCUUUACUGCUUCCCGCCCGUGCUGAACGAAUUCUUCAUGCAGCACAACAUACCGAAGGAAAGCAAGCAGCUGCUGAAGAAAACGGUCGACGAAGAGUACCGCAACUGGGCGUCGAUGACGAACGAAAAUGACAUUAUCGCUCAUUUCGGCAUGACCGUUAAUCCACCGCUCUUUCUCUGUCUGGUGUUUAAGAUGAUUAUCGAAACGGACGUUAUCAGUCCGGUAGCGUACAAAAUUCUGGAACGCAUCGGUGCUCGCGCACUGUCCACCCAUCUACGGAAAAUGUGUGAUUACUUGCUGUUCGAGGUGGCCAACUCGGGUGGUGGAGCGCACGUGAACAAAUGUGUCGACACGAUCAACGAUAUGAUCUGGAAGUACAAUAUCGUAACGAUCGAUCGGCUUGUGCUGUGCUUGAUAUUGCGCACCCUUGACGGCAAUGAAGCGCAGGUGAGCUUCUACAUCAUUCAGCUGCUGUUGCUGAAAACGUCCGAGUUUCGCAAUCGGGUGCAGGAAUUCAUUACGAUCAACUCACCAGAACACUGGAAGCAAAACAAUUGGCACGAACGGCAUCUAGCGUUUCAUCAAAAGUUCCCGGAAAAGUUUGCCCCGGAUGAAUCCGUGUCGCAUCCAACGCUGCCAGUGUACUUUGGGAAUGUUUGUCUCCGGUUUCUCCCCGUACUGGACAUUAUCGUGCAUCGGUUUCUGGAGGUACCGACACAGCUGAGCAAAACGCUCGACGUGAUACUGGACCAUUUGGGAUCGUUGUACAAAUUUCACGAUCGUCCUAUCACGUAUCUUUACAACACGCUGCAUUAUUACGAGCGGAAGCUACGGGAUCGACCACAGUUGAAAAAACGUUUGGUCGGCACAGUGGUGGGAUCGCUAAAAGAUGUACGACCAGAAAAUUGGGCCCUUACCGAAGCGUACCAGGCGUACGUGAUGACUAAAGAGACGGACAACGUAAACUGGGUGCCGGAGUUGACCUAUUACAUCAAUCUUGUGCGACGCAUGCAAGACACUAUGGAUGGGAAGAAUGUAUUUUCAGGCACGGAUUGGCGAUUUAAUGAGUUCCCAAAUCCUCCGGCCCAUGCACUGUACGUGACGUGUGUGGAACUGCUUGGUUUGCCGGUUGGACCUACUGUGGUCGCGAACAGCAUUAUCGACGUGUUGGUGAAAGGCUAUACCGUCGUACCGAAUGCCGUCAUACAUAAUUGGGCCAACACGAUCGGGUUGCUAAUGGCAGCCCUACCGGAAGCUUACUGGAGCGUCAUUUACGAGCGGUUGCAGGGUGCUCUGAAUUCAAAGUCGAUGAAAGAAUGGGUCUACCGGCAGAGUCCGUUCGAGAUGUUUAACUUUAAGAUUGUGAAGGAAUCGAUGCUUGAUCGGAGCUACGUUACGGUGCUAGCGAUUGUGCAUAGCAUUUUCCAUCAUUUCGGUAUCGGGCAGCUAGCUACUAUUACUGAGACAAUUAAAGAAAAACUUAAACCACUGGUCCAUACAGAGUAUCAGCUGAUCUACGUCUGUCACGUGGUUGGUCCGUUUCUGCAUCGACUAAGCAUCGAGCGUGCGCGUGCCGUCUCGGACAUUACGCUCAUGCUGUACGAGCUGUUGGAACAGGUGGACAAGGCACAGCCAGCGCAACCGUUACGCUAUAUGGAUCCGAUCUGCGAUUUGCUAUACCACAUCAAGUACAUGUUCGUCGGCGAUACGAUGAAAACGGAACUGGAAGCUAUCAUUCGCCGUUUGCGACCAGCGCUUCAGAUGCGAUUACGCUUCAUAACGCGCCUGAACGUCGAGGAAAUCGGUGUCGAUCAGACGGCGGCAGGUGUGCAAGGUGUUGCCGGUGUUGCAACGGGUACAACCGUACCACCAGGACCAGCUUCCGGUACGGGUCCCGGAACAGCGCAAGGUUCCGUAGUUGCCCCGGGACAGGGAGUUGCAGGACCAGGCACAGGUGUGCCACAGCAAACACAGCAGAUAAGCGGUGUUGGAAAUCCUAAUGUUGCGUUACAGCAGCAACUGCAACAGCAGAUGGGUCAACAGGGCAUGCAAACGCAUCACUAA